AUGACUUUCCUACUGAUUACCAAACCGGAGAUCCGGUCAGUCAAGCUGCUCGGAUCAUGGGAUAAUUUCUCCAAGCAAUAUGUGAUGGAAAAAGACAAGCGAGUCGGACCCGGACACUGGAGAGGAUGCCAUACCUUUACGGAUAUGAUAGGCGAUGGACCAGAGAAGACCCAAUGGCGAACAGGAGGUCUAAAGAUGGGGGCUACUUACUGGUAUUAUUAUUUGCUCGACGAUGAUAUAGAGUAUUACAAUGAGGCAGAACCAGUAACCACAAUGUGCCCGCUUCUUCCAGGACAACCCAUGAAUGUGUUAAACGUCCCUAUCAUUUUACCCGACAGCCGCGCACAUGGACGCUCGGCAAGUGGCAGUUCCCAAAGAUCCGAACAUCUUCGGACCAUGAACCCCGAAGACAAGUUUAUGAACCCGCGGAAGCCACCACCUCAGCCUCAGUUUCAGCGUCUUCAGACAUCUGCGCCAGUCCACCGCGAGCAGAGUCCCGGGAACUCCUCAGGUCAAUCUCCGAUGGCUGGAAUUUACCGGAGUGUAUCUCAACCGCGCAGCACCGCUCGUAAGGGCCACAAGAAAGAUUCACGAUCUAUGUCUCCCCCGAGAGCCCGAGCCAUUCUAGCUGCUUUGAGGCAGCCCGCCGAGGCGGAUAGAAAGCUCGAGCCAGUCCAGCCAGUAAAUGCUUCUAAGGUGGCACCGCUGCAGCAAGAGACUGUUGAGAAUCGCCGCAACAUCCCUGGGAUCAAGGUCAGCGCUGGAAUUGCGAUUCCAUCCAGCUCUCCCGACAAACUUGGUCCGUCCACCAUUCAAAGUCGUCGUGCGAUGAAAGCAACCGCUGGGGAAACGGCACCGGGCCGUCUUCUCACAGUGCAGACACGUCCGGAGCCCCGCAAACGCAGUCCUUCUCGUAGCGCAGCAAACGGAAACGCCACCGCAUUUGACGAAACUCACGCGAUCAGGGAAACUUUGAAAGAUAUCGCUAGCUCCGGUGACUUGCCCACACCAACUGCCGCAUUCACCAAAGAAAAGAGGCUUCCUACACUCCCAAACACACCAUCGUCAGUCAUGGAUGAAGCAGUUCGCGCCAUCGACGAGAGGGACAAGGCAAUGGACGGCGAGAUCCCGCGCAGUCACUUCUCCAGCAUGACAGCAACAACAAUCGACUCUACCAACUCUCCCUUGGUGCCUGAAUGUAGUCGAUUCUCGGAAUGGAGCACGGACACUGAGACCGAGUAUAACCCGCACGAGUCGAUGACAUCGGCCUCCACCUCCGAUUACCACCAGGACGAGCCUUCGGCCGACGAAAGAUGGAGAACACCAGACCUCUCGCAGUCGGGCGAUGGUGCAACCAAUACCGACCCAAACACUCCUCACCUCACUGUCUACUCCAAACCAUCCUCCCCGAUCUCGGCAUCUGGAGGACUCCCUCCCUGGAGCGUCGGUCUCCCUGAACUCACUCUCUCCCUGUCCACACCUGGUAUCGACUGUUCAGGUCUGGGCAUCGAGAACAUGGACGAAGUGGAGAGCAAUCCCAAGCGCCACGCUGCCUUAUUUAGCGCCCUUGAAUCCAUGGAAGCCCUCGCGAUGUCGCACAGCCCCGAUGGUUCCCCGAUCCUGCUCCCCGGGAUCCACAAAGGCUCUGACUCAGAACGACAUCUGCAUGUCGCGGAGCGGAAAGUGAGCGAGGCCUCUCUUGAGCGCAUUCGGUCCCGUCGCAGCAAUGCCUCAUUCCAAGGGAAUGCUACCAUGCAGGAGUUGAUGGAUGAGCUCAGCUACCUGAAGAAUCUCAUCCAAGCUGACAUGGAUGGGGCUCCAUUCUGA
Molecule: messenger RNA, 1827 nt
Organism: Penicillium coprophilum
Lineage: Eukaryota; Fungi; Ascomycota; Eurotiomycetes; Eurotiales; Aspergillaceae
Exons: 3
Coding region: 1-1827 (608 amino acids)
Source: RefSeq, a predicted model, not a curated record